This is a messenger RNA of Debaryomyces fabryi, 1152 nucleotides long. RefSeq lists its product as uncharacterized. The record is from RefSeq and is a predicted model, not a curated record. The coding region runs from base 1 to 1152 and encodes 383 amino acids. The transcript has a single exon. NCBI's taxonomy places the organism in Eukaryota, Fungi, Ascomycota, Pichiomycetes, Serinales, Debaryomycetaceae.
AUGGAAACUCCGAAAAAAGGUAUCUUAAGUAAGGCAUAUUCGUCUCUUUUUGGGCCCACGUCACCUUUGACUAAUGAACCUACUGUAGAUUAUAAUAAUACCAUACAAACAUAUCCAAGGUACAAUGAGGACACAAUUAGUACUAAACCAUUGCAGAGGUCGCAUCGUCAAAACGCAGAAAAAUCAGAAAAUAAUGAUAGACAGUACAAACAUGACCUACUAGAUAAGAGAGAGACGUUGGGUAGGGAUUCGCAGUAUAAGGACUUGUUUAGUGACCAUUAUAUAAUAGACUCGCAGGUGCUUGAUGAUUCGGACGAUGAGCUAAAUAGCGAUAUUGACUAUAUUUUCAACAGAUACAAUCACACAAACGAAGUUGUGAACAAUUUGUCAGAGCGAGUGCCUGGAAGCUUGUCCACGGGCAUUUUGUAUAGAGAUACACCAGGCCUGAGGAGCAGGACGCAGAAGAGACUCCCUACUGACUAUCCAGGACGGUAUCCGAGUCCACUGGUACUGAAAAGGGAAUCAUAUGAACCGAAAUAUGUUGAUUCUAUAGAUAAUGACUUGAAAAGUUUAGAAAGAGAAAUAAAUUUGGAGAAUGAUAUCACUACGGCCCAGUUGAAUGCCAAAUAUAAUAAAUAUACGUCUGGAUACUCUAAUGGAGCGCACAAAGGUUCCGGAGAUGAAGAUCGAGUCGUCACUAAAAAUGAUAAAAGAUUGCUCGAAAUUUUUGAUAGAGUUAAAGACAGAAAUAAGUUUCUCAACGAGUUGAAUGCAUAUGUUGAUCUAAGCAGCCAGGUUGAGGUACCCACUGACAUAAACGAGAAGUACAAGGCAUUACGAGAAGAGUAUAUAAAGGAGCUAACCAAUUGUCAAAACUUCUAUAAGGCAUACUACAAGUUGGUAUUCAAAUACCGUAAUUUAAAGAAACAGAUUUCGAGAUCAUCAACCACAACCAUGCGAGAAAAAAUCAAACUUAUCAAGUCAACCUCCCAUCAACUGUCAAUAAGAAUAAUCUGUGAUAAUUUGUUAAUUGAAGUUGACAAGAACGAUAGAACGAUAGCACAUUACCAAAACGAGUUGGAUAUUGCCAAUUCAAAAAUUAAGCAUCUAGAAGACAAGCUUGCCGAGCAGGGCCCGGCUAGCAAUAGAUAA